AUGGCGACUGCGAUGAGUCUGGUCGAGGCUGGAUUCUGUCAAUGUCUAAAUGGUCUGUGCGCGUCCUGCGGAAAGUCCCAAGGAAUGACGCACUCUUCUUCGCUCUUCGCUUCAGCUACCAUGGACGCGCUCCUCGCUGCCAUCCUCUCGCAAACAUCGCCCAACCUUUCUCCAGCCGGCCUCGCGGCUGUCUGUCUGGCCAAUCGACGUCUUCAGCUCGCAACUGAGCCGCAUCUGUAUCGCAGCGUUGUGUUUGAUAUGGGCGACGCCAAACGGACCUCGCGGACGAUGUCUUUGCUGGCAACGUUAGCUGGGAGCGCAAAGCAUGCUGGAUUUGUCCGCAAGGUUUAUGCGGCCAAAUUCGCGGCAUCUAGCGAGUUCGUCUUCACAAAUAUUGACCUCGUCCUUAGUGCCAUCGAAAAAAUGGUCCGUCUCGAGGUCCUACAUUGUACCGACACCUGGGAAUUCAUGCUCUUCGUCAUCACCUCUGGCGUCCAUUUCCCUGGACUCCAUACCUGUGCCAUUCCGUAUAUCGGUCCCAGCUGCGGUACUUUUGUCGCCCGCCAUUCCAACUCUCUGCGCAAUUUGAGGAUCCACACAAGCGCAGCACAUCUCGCCUUGCGUGACACUGGCCAGCCCAUACUUCAAGAGCUCUCUCUUCCACGCCUUCAAACUUUUGUCGGCCCGCCAAUACUGGCAGAGCUCUGGCUGCGCCAAUCCCAUACACAGCUCUGCCAUGUCAUCCUCUCCUGCGACCGCUCAAUUGGUCCUCACGUGCCAACAAAACCAGCGCUGCGCUUACUCGAGACCGCCCGAUUGGAGUCAUGCAGCGUCUUCGUCAGCAGCCUCAACACCAGCUUCUUGCCCGCGCUCGCGGCGCACAUGCCCAAGGUCCAAUUUGUAACCUUUUUACUCGAUAAGACUCCGAUUGCGGAGCCCGACUAUGAUCGCUUCCUGUCUUCUGUGCCCGACUCUCUCCCUGCCCUGCACCGCUUGACGUCGCUCGACAUCUGCAUGUUUCUCACUUCUUACCCUACCAAGGACACCCCGCUUGCAUCGCUCAAGCUGCGCAUCCUCGGCGAACUAGCUGUCGUCCGUCGUUGGGGCCAACUGUGUCCGUUGCUCGAUCACGUUCGUUUGCGCAGCGGCUGGGACUGGGUGCGGGUGCUUCCCGACCGCGGGAUGUGGGGGCUCCCCAGUGGGCUCGGAUACGACCACCGCUGUGGAGGAAUGAAUGUUGCAGAGGUCAACGAUCUGCUCUUGGUGGACAAGCAGCAAGCUGCGGCGAUCUCCCAGCUGCGUAAACGCGGGCCCGGCGCAUUUGAGGCCGCGUUGGCAGACAUGCAGCGGCGCAUCGCAAACGUGGAGCGCAUGCGUGCGAGACUGAAUGCGUUGCUUAAGUCCUCUGUGUAG
Mycena indigotica is the source of this 1413-nucleotide messenger RNA. RefSeq lists its product as uncharacterized. Lineage: Eukaryota; Fungi; Basidiomycota; Agaricomycetes; Agaricales; Mycenaceae. Bases 1 to 1413 code for a protein of 470 amino acids. The record is from RefSeq and is a predicted model, not a curated record. The transcript is spliced from 4 exons.